CUUGAAUAUCUACAUUUCUGUUUCUGUGCCUGAUACAGUUUUGAUUCAUCAUGGAUAAUCUGUCAUCAGAAGAAAUUCAGCAGAGGGCUCACCAGGUUACUGAUGAGUCUCUGGAAAGUACAAGGAGAAUCCUGGGUUUAGCCAUUGAGUCUCAGGAUGCAGGAAUCGAGACCAUCACUAUGCUGGAUGAACAAGGGGAACAACUAAAUCGCAUAGAAGAAGGCAUGGACCAAAUAAAUAAAGACAUGAGAGAGGCAGAGAAGACUUUAACAGAGCUCAACAAGUGCUGUGGCCUUUGUGUUUGCCCAUGUAAUAGAACAAAGAACUUUGAGUCUGGUAAGGCCUAUAAGACGACAUGGGGAGAUGGCGGAGACAACUCACCUAGCAACGUAAUAUCUAAGCAGCCAGGCCGGGCGGCAAAUGGUCAGCCUCAGCAACCAACAACAGGAGCAGCCAGCGGAGGAUACAUUAAACGUAUAACUAAUGAUGCCAGAGAAGAUGAAAUGGAAGAGAACCUGACUCAAGUGGGCAGUAUCCUGGGAAAUCUGAAAAAUAUGGCUCUGGACAUAGGCACUGAGAUCGAAGCUCAAAACAAACAAAUAGAACGGAUCACAGAAAAGGCUGACACCAACAAAGAUCGUAUUGACAUUGCCAAUGCCAGAGCAAAGAAACUCAUUGACAGCUGAAGCUACUGCUGUACUUCUUUAUCAUUUAUUCACUUCCCUAGCUCCUUCUCCAAAGUCAUUACCUUUUUCAGAGUUUGAAAUUUUGGUUCCAUACUCUUCUAAUCGGGAAAUAAUGUGGAAGAAGGGCCAGAGGAGUAACAGCUGCUUCCCCAACCCCCAUUUUGUAUUUUCUGUUGCUGUCGAGGGUAGACUGCUACUCAGCCUUCCUUCUGGUAUUUUCUUUCUCAGUUCAUAGUCUUAGAUUGAUUUUCAUACAUCAUAUAUAGUGUUUUCAUCUUAUUCUUUACUUUAGCAGUUUCUUUUGCUUUCAAAAUUUGGAAGCACUGCCAAAGACAACCCUGAGAAAGGAAGCUGAAGAGCUGAUUGGUUUAUUCCUUUGUUU
Messenger RNA from Propithecus coquereli (Coquerel's sifaka), 1068 nucleotides. RefSeq names its product synaptosomal-associated protein 23. Gene Ontology annotation, biological process: synaptic vesicle priming; exocytosis; synaptic vesicle fusion to presynaptic active zone membrane. The record is from RefSeq and is a predicted model, not a curated record. Gene Ontology annotation, molecular function: SNAP receptor activity; syntaxin-1 binding. The transcript has a single exon. The coding region runs from base 51 to 686 and encodes 211 amino acids. Gene Ontology annotation, cellular component: plasma membrane; synaptobrevin 2-SNAP-25-syntaxin-1a-complexin I complex. NCBI's taxonomy places the organism in Eukaryota, Metazoa, Chordata, Mammalia, Primates, Indriidae.